AUGCAGACGGUCGUAGUUCUCGCCCUUCUCGUAGCCUCUGCACAGGCCUUCCUCUUCGGACCAGGAGGUCUCGGAGGACUUGGAUCUCUUUUCGGAGCUCCAGCUGGAGGAUGUGACCCAUGCGCCGCUGCUAGAGCCUCAUAUUAUCCACCACAGCCAGUGUACCAACAACCAGCUUACCAACCCCCGGUUUACCAACAGCCAGCUCCAGUAAGUCAUGCAUGUUAAGAAUAUCUAGGAUGAGUAUUGUAGGUUUACCAAACUGCUCCAGUUCAAACUUACCAGCCACAGCCAGCUCCAGUAAGUUUUGAAAUGUCAAGAUGAAUGGAAAAAUGAAUAUUACAGGCCUACCAAACUGCCCCAGCUCAGUACCAGACCGUUGCUGAGCCGCAACCAAUCCAGCCAGCCGUUGAAGCCGGAGCUGGAUCCUACGCCCAGGCCCCACCACCACCACCACCACCAGCAUCCUACGCUACCGGACCAGCUGCCUCCGUUGGAUACAAGAAGUUCUUCUAA
Caenorhabditis sp. 36 PRJEB53466 is the source of this 516-nucleotide messenger RNA. NCBI's taxonomy places the organism in Eukaryota, Metazoa, Nematoda, Chromadorea, Rhabditida, Rhabditidae. The record is from the annotation of a GenBank genome assembly.